UUCAUUCCCCUACGUUCAUUCCUGAAUUUGCUCUCCGGCCCCGAAGCUCCUCCAGCCUCCUCCUCCUCGCCCCGACCAGCUUCGGUGGACAUCUUCAAGACUCACCGCCACGUAACCAGGAGCGUCCACACAAUGGUUGCGAGCGUGAACGUCAACAGCUUCCACGAUGCCGAGACCCCGACCACGGGCAGCAGCCGAUACGCCAUCAUCGUGUGCGCGUUCGCGUCGCUCGGCGGCUUCUUCUUCGGCUACGACCAGGGCGUGACGUCCGGCGUGCUGAUCAUGGACUCGUUCCUCAACGACUACUGCGUCGGCUGGCACAACUUCACGUACGAGGACUGCACCAAGGCGUCUUCGGACCUGCCCGGCGAGUGGACCACGUUCACGGUCUGGUACAACAUGGUGUACAACCUCGGGUGUCUGGUGGGCGCUCUCAUCGGCGGCUACAUCGCCGACCGCUUCGGUCGCCGCGCCACCAUCAUGUCGGCCGGCGUCCUCUUCUGCAUCGGCACGACCUGGGUCUGUCUGAACCCCGCGCAGGACCACACGCUCAUGUAUCUGGCGCGUAUCGUGCAGGGCUUCGGUGUCGGCAACUCGUCGUUCUCGCUGCCUCUGUUCGGCUCGGAGGUGGCGCCGAAGGAGCUUCGCGCGCGUCUGUCGGGCCUGAUGGUGCUCCCCGUGACGUUCGGCCAGUGGCUGGCCAACCUCAUCAACAUCCUCGUCAUGGACGACAGCAACGGCUGGCGCAUCAGUAACGCGGUGUCCAUGAUCCCGCCGAUCAUCGUCAUGUGCGGCAUCUUCUGCGUGCCCGAGAGUCCUCGCUGGACGUACCAGCGGAAGGGCAGGGAGCAGGCCGAGGCGGUGCUCAAGCGCCUGCGACAGACGGACGACGUGCGCCACGAGCUCGAAGCUAUCGGAGACCAGAUCACGCAGGAGGAGACCGGUAACAAGGGCAUGCGUGGUCUGUGGGAGCCCACGGUUCGGAGACGCGUGUUCAUCGCCAUGGCGCUGCAGCUUGGACAGCAGGCGACCGGCAUCAACCCCAUUAUGACCUACGGCUCGCUCAUUUUCAAGGAUAUCACGGGCGCCGGCAUCUACGCGUCGCUGCUGCUCAGCGGCGUCAACUGCUUGAGCACGACGCCAGGUUUGAUUUGGCUGGACAAGUACGGACGUCGCUACAUGGCCAUGAUCGGAGCUGUGGGCAUGGUCAUCGGCCACCUUUUCGCUGCCAUUCUGUUCACGGCGAUCUGCGACGGCAACGUCGACGACUCUGGCUGCCCCACGGUCGGUGGCUGGUUUAUCUGCCUUGGUACGGCCUUCUUCGUCUUCAGCUACGCCGUGUCGUGGGGCGCGCUGCCCUGGAUCUACUGCUCCGAGAUCUUCCCGCUCAACGUGCGCGCGUCCGCUGUGUCUGUGGCCACCGCCGCCAACUGGAUCGGCGGCGCGCUCAUGACCGAGGUCGUCAAGCUCUUCCCGUACAUGAACAUCAACGGCGUCUUCUUCAUGUUCGCGGGGCUCGCUCUGCUGUGCGGCCUCUUCAUCUAUUUCUACUGCCCCGAGACCAAGGGCAUUCUGCUGGAGGACAUCGAGCUGCUCUUCAGCCGCAGCAACCACACGGCCACCACGCCGUCGUACGUCGAGGUCAAGACCCCAGUGGCCACCGCCAAGAGCCCCGUCGCCAUGGCCUGAGCGAUGGGAUCAACCACGCGCG
Messenger RNA from Phytophthora sojae, 1711 nucleotides. RefSeq lists its product as hypothetical. Gene Ontology annotation, biological process: carbohydrate transport; transmembrane transport. The transcript has a single exon. Gene Ontology annotation, molecular function: carbohydrate:proton symporter activity. Gene Ontology annotation, cellular component: membrane. NCBI's taxonomy places the organism in Eukaryota, Oomycota, Peronosporomycetes, Peronosporales, Peronosporaceae. The record is from RefSeq and is a predicted model, not a curated record. Bases 133 to 1689 code for a protein of 518 amino acids.